This is a messenger RNA of Esox lucius (northern pike), 3238 nucleotides long. It is a transcript of the gene syt8, whose product is annotated as synaptotagmin VIII. The record is from RefSeq and is a predicted model, not a curated record. Gene Ontology annotation, cellular component: axon; synaptic vesicle membrane; dense core granule. The transcript is spliced from 8 exons. Gene Ontology annotation, biological process: regulation of dopamine secretion; regulation of calcium ion-dependent exocytosis; calcium ion-regulated exocytosis of neurotransmitter. Gene Ontology annotation, molecular function: calcium-dependent phospholipid binding; syntaxin binding; phosphatidylserine binding. The coding region runs from base 1155 to 2363 and encodes 402 amino acids. NCBI's taxonomy places the organism in Eukaryota, Metazoa, Chordata, Actinopteri, Esociformes, Esocidae.
UGUUAUCCUGUAUGUAACAGCAGAUUUUCUUUGACCAUCGGUGUCUCUAUUUUUUGUCUGUGGUAUAGUUGUGAGUGGCGUUUAUAAUGUGAAAAUGACUGUACAUCUUAAUAUACAAGCUCUAGUACUUUGUUUUUCAAUUACCUUUGUUGUCAAGUUUAAAUACUGUCAUACAGUAUUAGCAGCUACUAUACUCCUUGUAUUGGGCUAUAGGGCAAGUGUGAAAUAAGUGUGUAUUUAUUUGUCAGGCUUUUUCCGGACUGCUGACACAUUCCAAUUAAAACUAAUACCCGUAUACGCUGUAUUUUCUACAUGUAAAGAUUAAUGUGUAUAAGAAAUAUUCACUAAAUGUUAAAAGACUAAAAUGUAAAGUAAACAAAUUCCCUGGGCUAUGGACAUUUUGUUUCCUCCUUGAGGAAGGAAUGUUAUCAGGGUAUACAGCACACCCUCUUUUAAUGGGCUACUGCCUGUGUUGAGCUGUCACCACUCAACCCUGCAAUUGUUUGACAAUGGUGGUGGCUAAAUAUCCACUCUCUUCUGUCAUGGUAACCACAAUUUUGUAAGCAGAGGAAUGCUUAGUGCGAAAGAAAGCAUGGGUGUGGGGUAUAACUUUAGUUCAAAACUUUACUUUAAAAACAAACAUUAAACCUAUGAUCUCCAAACAAUAUGGUGCAGCCUGAAAAUAACCAGUGCUGUAUCUUACCAGAAGAGGCAGCCGUGGAGCAUAAUUUCUGUGUUAAAGAAUGGUUUGCUGUCAACCAAAGAGAAGGUUAAAGGACUCAUCUCUAUGGAGGGCAUGGAUAUGGACCUUAAAGGAAUUUGCCAUUUUAGUGUAAUCAGGUGGGUGAAUCUAGCAAACUUAAUUCUUCCUGAUGACUCAGUUUGACAUUACUCCAGUCGGACAAUCAGGAAGAAAAAGGUUGGAAAUCCCACCCACUUGACUGCAUUAAAAUGUAAAAUACCUUCAAAGGCAAUAUUCAGGCUAAAACUGCAUUUUAGCCACCAGACGCCUCUUAUCUUCCCAAUGGAGUCAGCAGACAGUAACAACCUGAGAUAAUUCAUAAUAAUAAUUACCCCAAUUGCAUUUUCUCAUUAAAUGUGUUUGCUGUCUGCUCUUAAUUUUAGGUAUUGGCUAUUUACCCCAUACGUACACCAUGCAUACUAAAACCCCAUUAUCUAAAGGCAGCGUAACCCAUAGCACUUCUAAGGGCAAAGCUACUACCAGACCCGCUAAUGCUGCCAUUGGGUUUAUAGACCAGCUGCUGAACAAGAUUCCCUUGCCAAGAUGGGCUAUUUACACCAUCUUUGCCGCCAUCAUCUUGAUUUUUUUGAUAUGUAUUAUUUGCAUCUGUGCGAAAUGCUGCUGCAAGAGCAAGAAAAAGAAAAAGAAGAAAUCGGACGACCAGAUCAAUCUACAAGGGGUGAAUGGCUCCACAACUACAGCCCUAGUCCAACCUGGCUCGCGAGAUGGAGACUACGGUUCAGCUAAGAACCGGGGAAGACUACUCUACUCUCUGGAAUACAAGGCACCAGAGCUGACAGUGGGAAUUAAACAGGCUGCAGCGCUCACAGCAAUGGACCUGGGAGGCACCUCUGACCCCUAUGUUAAAGUUUACCUCACCCCCAACAAGUCAAAAACAUUUGAGACACAGGUCUACAGGAAAACCCUCAACCCGAUUUUUAAUGAACAAUUCAAAUUUGAGAUUGAGAAAGCUGACCUCAGUGAGUCCACCAUAGUCAUGAAGGUGUUCGACUUCAAUAGAUUUUCCAAACACGAUGUCAUCGGAGAACUGAGGCUGCAGCUUGAUUCCAUCGACUGGAAUCAUGUGAUCGAGGAAUGGAAAGACCUGAGUGAACCCUCUAAGUUUGAGGAUGAAAUUCUGGGGGAGAUCUGCUUAUCUUUGCGCUACGUCCCCACCAGCAGCAAACUGACUGUUGUCAUCCUGGAAGCCAAGAACCUAAAGAGUAUGGAUCCAGGAGGCUCAUCAGAUCCCUAUGCCAAACUGCAGCUGGUAUUGGACAGGAAGAAAUGGAAGAGGAAGAAGACGUCUGUUAAAAAGUGCACACUGAAUCCUUACUUCAACGAGUCAUUUACGUUUGAUGUAUCAUUUGAUCAAAUCCAAAGAGUUCAGCUGGUGAUUUCUGUGUGGGACCAUGACAAGUUGACCAGGAACGACGCCAUUGGGAAGAUCUUCCUGGGUUGUGAUGCAACAGGGAACCAGCUGAGGCACUGGGCAGACAUGCUGUCCAAUCCCCGUAGGCCUGUGGCUCAGUGGCACCACCUGCUCUCCAGUGAACAGGUGGACUCCACCCUUCAACUGAAACACACAGUCAGGAUCCCCAUCAUAAAUAAGAACUUUUGAGAAUGCUCGCUUGUUGUAGCCAUAUCCAGUGUGGGAAAUGUCCACCUGAAAUAUUCCAUGUUGGCUUGACGUAACCAAGCUUCCUCCACCUACUUCACAAAGCAAACUGUACUUUAAAUCACAAAAAUAUACCAAUACGAAUGCUAGACAAGAAUGCUGCCAAUUUAAUUUACAAUUCCUGAGAUGAAUCCUGUAUAAGAGUGUUUCAAUUAGAAACAGAAAAUGCGUAACUAUUUUCUUUGUUAUUGUUUAAUCAUGUUGAUUUAAGAUGGUGUAAAUUUCAAUGUCAAUAACAUUUCUUGAUUAUAGAACAAAAUGUCAUAGUAUCUGCUUUCAGGGGUGUCCUGGGGCUUGGCCCCCUGGGGAUUAUUUGUUUUGUAAAAGCAGUUGCUGAUGGCUAGGAUUACAUUUAAAUACAUUUGAAUUACAUGACAGGUGUAUUGAUGAUGUAUUAAGGUUGAAAAGUAUACAAUUAGGCUUGAAUUACUACAACUACAAAGCAAGACACAUGGGGCAAAAGGCAUUUGAAAUGAAAUACAAAACUUUUCAGGGCAUAGCUUGUAAGGGUUUUUUUGAGAACACAGUAUUGUUCUUCCUGACACAAGCAGUGUUAUUAAUGUUCCACAUGUUCGUUUUUGUAAAAUAGCUAACCAUUUUAACAGAUAUAUGAGAAAUGUAUGCACUUCAUAGCAGCCGUCCCAAGUCUAAAAUUAGCCUUUUUUAAUACAUGUAGAUAACUGAAAUAUACCAUUGAAAUAAUGAUUUUGUGGCCAUAUAAAGAUUUUGUAAUUUAAAAGACAUGUCCUGCAAACCUACAUAGUGUAAUGUUUUAUUUCAGUAUAUAUUUUAAGUUUGCAAUAAACCUAGUAUAUACA